Molecule: messenger RNA, 1051 nt
Organism: Drosophila obscura
Lineage: Eukaryota; Metazoa; Arthropoda; Insecta; Diptera; Drosophilidae
Exons: 2
Coding region: 113-895 (260 amino acids)
Source: RefSeq, a predicted model, not a curated record
UGGGCUCAGCUAUUCAUUGUAUACAUCGAUAACUGACUUUAGAAAAAGUAUUUUGGAAAAUCAUGAAAUAAAUUUUAUAUUUAUUAAACUUAAGAAGAUUUUGACGAGCAAUAUGAGCUGUCCAUCCCCGACCCCCACUGGCUGCGAUUGCGGUUCGACAUUACAGUUCAAGAAGACACCACAGGCGCCGCUUUACGAUUUGCUGGGACCCUAUCCAGAUGAGAUCAUCAUGUCAACGCUGGAUCGUAUUUUAUACUAUUCAGGGGCUACUAAGGUCAUCCGAAUGCUGGCCAUGUCUGCAGGCGCCCCAGUAGACAACACUUCCGCCGAAAAAUGCGCCACGACCAGCUGCGGCGCCGUUCCAAGUCCCGUUUGCCCAUCUACCUCGGCCACAACCUGCUGUUCUCGGCCGCCCAGCUGCAGUAGUCAUCGAGAAGUUCCGUUAGCUCCCUGCAAGCCGAAGCCACCCUGCAUCAAUAUGGCAUCCAAAAAGCCAGCUUGCUGUAAUCGCUCCACCUCCUGUUUCCCGCGCCGGCGGUCUCCGCGUGUGGACUUUGCCAAUCCCGUGGAUGACUGCGGGACGCGUAAUAAAGGCGGCGAGUAUCUGCUCGGCGAGCGCACUAAGGAGUCGCUGUCAGCCUGCCCCUUAGCCUAUGAGCGACUGAAGUCGAAACUGUCGUCAGGGGCCAGCCUUGCGCCGUCCAAAACCCAAAAGUGGCUGUGGACGAGACUAGUCAGCGCAAGGGAUGGCUACAUGGUGUACGAGGUAUACAAGGAUUCUAAUGCCGACCAGGACCCCAGAUCCCAGAUCGCCGACAAAGGAUCACCCGUAAUAAUAUUCCUGGUCUUGCCAAACGGGUUUAUUAUGCCGUUUGAGUCCAUCUUCACGGAUUAGUGGAGCUUCGUGUCCUUUCUAUGCUUAAGCCUUUUGCAAAACAAUUGGAAAAAUAAUUUUUAUUAACAGAUCUGGGGGCCCAUCUUCUAAGCUAUCCUAAUACGCUUCUUAAGCAUAAUAAAGACCAUCAUAGAACAGAUCAGCAUGUAGGCGAGC